Molecule: messenger RNA, 3648 nt
Organism: Diceros bicornis minor
Lineage: Eukaryota; Metazoa; Chordata; Mammalia; Perissodactyla; Rhinocerotidae
Gene: FOXB2
Product: forkhead box B2
Exons: 1
Coding region: 959-2227 (422 amino acids)
Biological process (GO): regulation of transcription by RNA polymerase II; cell differentiation; anatomical structure morphogenesis
Molecular function (GO): RNA polymerase II cis-regulatory region sequence-specific DNA binding; DNA-binding transcription factor activity, RNA polymerase II-specific
Source: RefSeq, a predicted model, not a curated record
AGACGCGGCGGCGGCGGCGCGGAGUCCCUCAGCCUCGGUCAUGUGAUAGUCUCGAAGCGCGAGCUGCGGGGGUCUCGGCGUCUCGGGGACCAUUACAAAACGCAGCCAGGAGAGCGCGUCGCUGCCAUAGCCGCCGCCGCCGCCUCUCCAGCUCAAGACGGGCCCGAGAGAGCGGCGGCAGCUGCGGCGCGGACGGCCGAGCAGCCCCGGCCAGCCUCGCAUCCUCCCGGCAUUCGCAGGCGCCCCCGCCGGCCCGCGGCUUGCGUCCCCCGUCCAGCAAACUUUUUCCCCCAAGCGACCGCCUCCAGCUCUAUCCCCAGCUCCGCUGCGAGCCGCCGGAGAAAAGGGAGACGCAGGCUGCCAGGAUCCGAGCUUCCCUUCCCCUUACCUCACUUCUCCCUUCCAGGAAAACAACUCCAGAGCGCACUGAGGGGCCGGUCGGGAGGCAGCGCUCAGAGCGCUGUGAGUCCGGCAGCCCUCCGCCUCCAGGACAGCGAGCGCCGACUCGGAUUUAAAGGGCCAGAGUCCUAACUGUCCAGUCCCUCCCAGCCCGCUUGGCCUGCGCUUCCCUGGGACCGAGAAAAAGCAAAGACGAGGCCGGAAGGGAACGCAGCCCCUCCCCACUCCUAGUCCGCCAGUUCUCGCGCUCAGCCUCUGGCCACCGGGAGGGUGGCGGUGAAGCUGGCGCGCCCCGCCCGCGACUGUGCGCGCUGGUCGGCGACCGUCGGGGCCAGAAAUUGCGAGCGUCGGAGAGCUAAGUCGGCGCAAGAGAUUAAUCGCGGAGACCCCAGGCAGCUGAGAGAAGGCCGGAGAGAAACGGCGAGAGGGUCUGGGGGGAGAGAAGGUGCGGUGGCGGGGCGGAGUGGGGGUUAGUGGAGACAGCCAGGCCCUGGGAGCGGGGUGCGGAGCGGCGCUGCGGUCCAGUGUGGGCCGGAGGGCGGUGGAGGUGCCGGGGGCGAUGCCGCGGCCGGGAAAGAGUUCGUACAGCGACCAAAAGCCGCCCUACUCGUACAUCUCGCUGACCGCCAUGGCCAUCCAGCACUCGGCCGAGAAGAUGCUGCCGCUGAGCGACAUUUACAAGUUCAUCAUGGAGCGCUUCCCCUACUACCGCGAGCACACGCAGCGUUGGCAGAACAGCCUGCGCCACAACCUCUCCUUCAACGACUGCUUCAUCAAGAUCCCGCGGCGGCCCGACCAGCCCGGCAAGGGCAGCUUCUGGGCGCUGCAUCCCGACUGCGGCGACAUGUUCGAGAACGGCAGCUUCCUGCGGCGCCGCAAGCGUUUCAAGGUGCUACGCGCGGACCACACUCACCUGCACGCGGGAAGCACCAAGGGCGCGCCAGGUGCGGGGCCCGGAGGGCACCUGCACCCCCACCACGCGCACCACCACCACGCUGCCGCGCACCACCACCAUCACCACCACCCGCCCCAGCCGCCACCGCCCCCGCCGCACAUGGUGCAUUAUUUCCACCAGCAGCCGCCUCCGGCUCCGCAGCCGCCGCCGCACCUGCCGCCGCAGCCCCCGCAGCAGCCGCCCCAGCAGCCGCAGCUUCAGCAGCCGUCUCACCCCGGAAAGAUGCAGGAGGCGGCGGCCGUGGCGGCGGCGGCGGCGGCGGCGGCGGCGGCGGCGGUGGGCAGCGUGGGGCGCCUGUCGCAGUUCCCGCCCUACGGGCUGGGCUCGGCCGCCGCCGCUGCCGCCGCCGCCGCCGCGUCCACGUCGGGCUUCAAGCACCCGUUCGCCAUCGAGAACAUCAUCGGCCGGGACUACAAGGGCGUGCUGCAGGCCGGCGGACUGCCCUUGGCGUCCGUCAUGCACCAUCUGGGUUACCCUGUGCCAGGCCAGCUCGGCAACGUCGUCAGCUCCGUGUGGCCGCACGUCGGCGUCAUGGAUUCGGUGGCCGCGGCUGCCGCCGCCGCCGCCGCCGCGGGGGUCCCAGUGGGCCCGGAGUACGGGGCCUUCGGGGUGCCGGUCAAGGCCCUGUGCCACUCGGCAAGCCAGAGCCUGCCUGCGGUGCCCGUGCCCAUCAAGCCGACUCCAGCGCUGCCGCCGGUGACCGCGCUGCCGCCGACGCUCACUGUCCCCGCGGCCGCACAGCAGCCGCCGGCGCCGUCCGCCGUGUGCCCGGCGGUCGCGGCCUUGCCGACCGCCUCUCUGCUGGAGCCCGCCGCCCCGAGUGCGGCCCAGAGCAAGGGCGGCUCCCUGCACUCGGUGCUGGUGCACUCCUAGGGUACCCGGGGGCGGGGGAGACGAACGCGCGGAGACGCCUGGCCCGCGACGGCCAGAGAGGGAGAGGGCGCCCUGGCGAGGCGGGACAGGGCUGACGAGUCCAGCCUUUGUGCGAAAGGAACGUAUUUAAACAGACAACCCCGAAAAGUGGAUUCUCCAGUGGUCUGAAUAAAUAUAACACUUCUGGUGUCUGUGUUUAUACUAUGUUGUACAAUCAGAUUAAUGAAAGCCAAUUUUCAGGUAAGAGUUUCUAUUGUAAUUAAUAUUAUGAAUCAAUAAGUUAUGGGGGGAGGGAGCGAAGGAGGUUGGGGAAGCCUCAUUUGCUGGCAAAUUGGAAAUGGAUUUCGACCCUUAUCCCUGGGAGCCGAAGAUGGUGGAGCUAAGCCUCUCGGGGAGAAAUCCAGCAGAGUGACGCGGAAACAGACCUCGGCCACCAAGUUUCUCUGCGCUGUGUCUUCCCCGGGCAGCCGCCUGUCGUGAGCCUUCAAACAAAACUGCUCUUCACUAAGGAAACCUCGUUUUAUUUAAUAAGGAAAAGAGGGAGCGUUUGAUACCGUGAUUUUCCUGGUCGGUUAAAUGGGCAAAAGGACACGGUAUCGUGAAUAAGGCCACUUUUACGGGGCAGUGGGAACCCCACGAAGGAUCUUGGGAAGCAGUCAAGUUUCUUGGCUCUGACCCGGGGUAGCAGGGAUACCCUGAGCAGAGAAGGAUAGCAGGAACAGCUAAAACAAUUAGUUUGCACAAAAGAGAGUGGCAGCGGCACAAAGAGAAAAGCCCCAGAUUCCAAAAGUAAAGUUCGGGAAACACAACCAAAGAGAGACAAUGAAGGCGACUUUCUACCGGCAAUUCGUUUGUGUAUCGAUCGGAUGAGACCGUUAAGGAGCCCCAAAAUAAUGUGAAUUCCCACGAUCCAUUCCAUUUGGGGAUUUUAAACAAAAAAAAAGAUCACUUGCAUCACGGGAUUUUGUCCCCUAACUCACGAAUGCAAGAAAAGCCUGCCACAUCACCCGACAGUAUUGCUCUUAACGCUUCCAGGAGCGUUUCGUGGCCGUUGCCUUCCAGCCUCCUCCGGACAGAUGCGAGAGGAUGACCCGGGCACCUUUGCGGGAGGCGGUCGAUUUGGUGUUCCGUGUGCCGUUUGGGUGCGUACGUCUUUCAGGCGAAUUCUUCAGUUUCAGUUCGUGAAUGGAUAAGAAACUUGCCCAGCGGCUGUUGCUCCUUCCCCUUUUUGAGCCCCAAGAAUAGCACUUUACUCCAACAAACUUUUGGGAACGAAGGGGGGCGGAUAGGGAGGAGGGGGCUGCCCUUUGCCUCUACGUCACCUCUGGCUUGUGUCCGCGCCGCGUUCGGGUUGUGACUUUGUGCAAGUUCAUGUCUGCCAGUGUUGUACGCGGUGUUCUCCAUUAAAGCUUCUCUCUGGA